Molecule: messenger RNA, 3607 nt
Organism: Scophthalmus maximus (turbot)
Lineage: Eukaryota; Metazoa; Chordata; Actinopteri; Pleuronectiformes; Scophthalmidae
Product: matrilin-3
Exons: 16
Coding region: 69-2726 (885 amino acids)
Molecular function (GO): calcium ion binding; protein binding
Source: RefSeq, a predicted model, not a curated record
UUGGGGCAGCUCGUAUAAGUAGGCUGCAUCCAGCUUGCGCGCUGUUGGAGACCCAGAGACGGCAAACCAUGGCUUCAUCUAUGUGGGGACUGGUUUGCGUCAUGGGCUUGCUGGCCUCGGGGAGUCUGGGAACGUCCCCGCAGCUUAGGCCAGAGCAAGGGCGGGUCCACCCAGCGAGGCCCCUCGUCCCGCGGGGGGCCCCGCGGGUCCCCGCGAGCGUCUAUCAGCGCAUCGAAGACAUGUCUGUGGAGCAAACCUCCGACGAGGCACCGAGCGCGGAGAGCGACGACACUGGCCGCGGCUUCCCGCGGAGCGCGCCGCCGCCCGGUGCCAACCACCUCCAGGCGCAGGAGCGACGCGGACCUGACAGCGCAGCCGGGGGCAGUAAUUCCAGGUUUCAUCGCAGUCAGCCUGCCCAUCACUGGGUGCCCAAGAAAAGCGAGCGGCCCUCACAGCUGCAACUCACUGCUGCACCAUUCACAUCCUGGCAGCCUGCUAAAGACUCCAGUGUGUUCCCUGCAUCCAUCAGAACUGCCGCAGCAACAAGAUCCAACUGCAGAAAUCGGCCUAUAGACCUGGUCUUUAUCAUAGACAGCUCCCGCAGUGUACGUCCUGCUGAGUUUGAGAAGGCCAAGGAGUUCCUGCGACACAUGGUGGAAACCUUGGAGAUCGGGUCCGAUGCCACACGAGUGGGCCUCGUCAAUUAUGCCAGUACAGUGAAAAUCGAGUUCCUGCUUAAGACAUAUUUUGACAAGUCUGCCCUAAAGCAGGCACUGGCCCGUGUUGUGCCCCUUGCAUCAGGCACUAUGACAGGCGUGGCCAUCAAGACUGCAAUGGAGAAAGCAUUCACUGCGGAGGCGGGGGCCAGAGCUAGUUCCACGGACAUCGCCAAAGUUGCUAUCAUAGUGACGGACGGGAGGCCCCAGGACAAGGUGGACGAUGUGUCAGCUGCAGCCCGUGCAUCUGGGAUUGAGAUCUACGCGGUGGGAGUAGACAGAGCUGAUAAGAUGUCCCUCCGCCUCAUGGCCAGCCAGCCACAUGAUGACCAUGUCUUCUAUGUGGAGACCUAUGGUGUUAUAGAGAAGCUCACUUCCAAGUUUAGGGAAACCUUGUGCGGUAAGGAUGAUGAUAACGGGAGUGCGGACACUCCAUUAAAUGGUGGAAUUGAUGAUUAUGGUCUAGGCCUAGAUGGCAGGACAGACGGUAAAGGAAUACAUAAUGAAAAUGGCGAUAAAGGAAACAAUGGUUUGGAUGUAUGUACCCAGGGACACAAUUGCCAGCACAUUUGUGUCAGCAGUGGCAAUUCAUUCAACUGCAAGUGUCGCUUCGGCUACGUCUUGAACCCGGACAAGAAAACAUGCUCACGUUCAGAUGCAUGUGCCGAUGGACAUGAUUGCCAGCACAUUUGUAUAAACAAUGAUGACUUGUACAUCUGCAAGUGCAGAUUGGGAUUUGUGUUGAAUCCAGAUAAGAAGACAUGCUCACGUUCAGAUGCAUGUGCCAAUGGACAUGACUGCCAGCAUACUUGUAUAAACAAUGAUGACUCGUACAUGUGCAAGUGUCGAGUGGGAUAUGUUCUCAAUCCAGAUAAGAAAACAUGCUCACGUUCAGAAACAUGUGCCCAGGGACAUGACUGCCAACAUAUUUGUGUCAGCUAUGAUGACUCGUACAUUUGCAAGUGUCGAAGUGGAUAUGUGUUGAAUGCAGACAAGAAAACAUGCUCACGUUCAGAUGCAUGUACCAAUGGACACGACUGCCAGCACAUUUGUGUCACCAAUGCUGACUCUUAUGUCUGCAAGUGUCGAGAGGGAUAUCAAUUGAAUACAGACCACAAAACAUGUUCAAGUUCAGAUACAUGUACCCAGGGACAUGACUGCCAACAUAUUUGUGUCAGCACUGAUGACUCGUACAGCUGCAAGUGUCGAAUGGGAUAUAUGUUGAAUGCGGAUAAGAAAACAUGCUCAAGUUCAGAUGCAUGUGCCAACGGACAUGAUUGCCAGCAUACUUGUAUAAACAAUGAUGACUCGUACAUGUGCAAGUGUCGAGUGGGAUAUGUUCUCAAUCCAGAUAAGAAAACAUGCUCACGUUCAGAAACAUGUGCCCAGGGACAUGACUGCCAACAUAUUUGUGUCAGCUAUGAUGACUCGUACAUUUGCAAGUGUCGAAGUGGAUAUGUGUUGAAUGCAGACAAGAAAACAUGCUCACGCUCAGACGCAUGCACCAAUGGACACGACUGCCAGCACAUUUGUGUCACCAAUGAUGACUCGUAUGUCUGCAAGUGUCGAGAGGGAUAUGUAUUGAAUGCAGACCAGAAAACAUGUUCACUUUUAGGUUUGGAUGCAUGUGCCCAGGGAGACGACUGCCAGCACAUAUGUAUCAACAAUGGGAACUCGUACAUUUGCAAAUGUCGAGUGGGAUAUAUCCUGAACCUGGAUAUGAAAACAUGCUUACGUGCGGAUGCAUGUGCUCAGGGGCAUAACUGCCAGCAGAUUUGUAUUAACAACGGUGAUUCCUACAAUUGCAAGUGUCGAGUGGGAUAUGUGUUGAAUGCAGACCAGAAAACGUGCUCACAGGAAAUGAGAAGUGAAAUAACUCAAGAUGCCUGCAUGUGUGAAGCUCAGAUUGUGUUCCAGAAAAAAGUACAGUCAGCCAUCCAGGAGCUGAGCAGAAAACUUGAUGAACUUUCCGACAAAGUGAAUCUGAUAGAAGAUGAUCAGCAUUAUUAAGAACAGUGAUACCAUCAGAAGACAUGUUAAGGACAAGCAAUGUAUUCCGUAACCCUCAAAAUCUAUCAAUCAGUCAUGUCUAUUAUGUAUAUGAGAUUGGGUAGAGACCUGCAUGGAAUUAAUGUCUCAUGUAGUAUAAAAGUUUUUUUUUUAAACAUAAACCUGUUUUUUUGCAUUCCCAACACUGUUUGUUAUUACUUAUAACUGGUGUGAACUUCUACAGACACCUGUGUAUUUGUAAAAGUAAGCCAUUAAUAAUAUAGUGAAUUGAUAGAAAUAGUUUCAGCAUUAAUAUUUUUAGAAUUUUUUUUACCACAUCUUUGUUGUGUAUUCACUGAUUUUACAGCAUUUCUUGGUCAGCUCUUGGUUCAACACAAAGACUCCAUCGAUAAUCAAAAUGCAACAAGUAAUCUCUUAUGCAACAAUAGUAUUGUUGCUAUCCCUCUGAUUGCAGCAUUAUUGCGGAAAAAGAAAAGACUCCUUUGUACUAUAAUCGUUUUCUUUAAACUGGAACUAUUUCAACACUUUCACUGCACAACUGUGACUGGCAACUACUGUUUUGUUUGUAGCAGGCUGGUUUUUCAGGGGAUAGGGAAAAAAUAGCAGUUUAGGGAGCUUUUCUUUUCUGGCAGCAGUCUUGGACGUUAGACACUAAUUUCAAUGCAAGUUUUGAAACAAGUAGAUUUUAAGUUAAGAAUAAUUUAGCUCCGUAACUAGUUGAAGAAUUUCACUGUACUGUAUUUUCCACUGUGUCAUGUCUGUAGAACACAUGAAAAAUGUGAUGGAGGACUAUGUGUUGGUGCUUAUUUGUAAGAAAAUAACUUUUCUGUAUUUUUUCUAUUGGGAAGUUUCACAAGGAAAAUAAACACUCUGAAACAAUA